Molecule: messenger RNA, 180 nt
Organism: Durusdinium trenchii
Lineage: Eukaryota; Dinophyceae; Suessiales; Symbiodiniaceae
Source: the annotation of a GenBank genome assembly
GCUGGCCUAUCUUUCUCGCAGGACGGGCAAUGGUUGGCCGUUCGUGGGCCUGCAGUCGUCAAGAUGCUGCCGCUGGCAAAUGUGAAGCAGGGCUUGCCGCCUCCAAACCCUCAAUGGGUUGCGUUUGACGGGCAGGAUCUUGGGAGGGCGGUGCUGUCAUGGUCCUCAAGGCCUGGGCCA